UGGUGACAUCAUUGGCUGGUCAUUGGGAAUGAAUCAUCGCCUUCAUCAGGGGGGGUCAGGGAUGCUGUCACUGUCUCUGCACCCUUAAAAUACACAGAGAAACCCACACGUACACAAACCCACCCAGCCCCCGACGUGUCUCUGUUCUCCGGGAUUACAAAGCCGCCAGGUGUUUGGAGCCAGCAUGGAGGAAAUCCUGCGAAAGCUGCAGAAAGACGCGUCCGGCCACAAGCACAAAGCUAUCCGCGAUGCCUGCGUCUACGCCCGCGAAACCCUGGAGUGUCAGAAUGGUUCAGCCAAGAUUUCCUCUUCACACCUUCGAGAGCGUUGUCUGCUGCCUCUACAGAUGGCUCUGGAGUCUAAAAACACCAAACUGGGACAGACGGCGCUGACCGGCAUGCAGAAGCUCCUGUGUGAGGACAGGUUUGUGGGUGGAGUCGGCGUGGAGGUGGAGGUCCUGGAGAAGCAGCUGCUCAGCCAGAUGUUGGAGGCCAUCAGAGUCACCCCGUCCCUGCAUGAAGACCUGCAGGUGGAGGUCAUGAAGGUGCUGCUGUGUAUCACCUACUCACCAAACUUUGACAUUAAUGGAGACUCCAUCCUGCGGAUUUCUGAGGUGUGUAUCAAGACUUAUGUGUCCAGCUGUCACCAGCGCAGCAUCAACACGGCGGUCCGAGCCACACUGAGCCAGAUCCUGGGAGACCUGACGCUGCAGCUGCGACACAGACAAGAGGUCGCACUCUCACAAAACACACAACAGAAGUUACACACAACAUAUAUUUAUCUCCAGGCUCUGUGUGAAGAUGUGGUGACAGUUCUGACAGUUUUCUGUGAAAAACUGGAGUCAGUGGACAGUGACAACCAGCUCCUGCAGCUCCUCUACCUGGAGUGCAUCCUCUCCAUGCUCAGCAGCUGUCCUCCCACAAUGCACCUGUCCAGAGGGUUCACUGACCUCGUAUGGAAGCAGCUGUGUCCGUCCCUUGUGGCGAUCAUGGGCAAUCCUGUCAACGACAAAACCAUCACUUCCCACCACGGCUACAUGGGGGCGCCAGACCGUCUGUCAGAUAGACUCAGUCUUGGAAUCAGCCACCAGGAGGCGGACUCCUUCGGUGGAGCGGUGUCCGAUCAAGGCAGAGGAUCCGGCUGUUCCUCCAGCGCCCCUGCCAGGAUUGCACCGGUGGUGCGGACUGUGUGUUACAUCGCCGCAGAGCUUGUGCGUCUGGUGAGCUGCGUGGAGUCCAUGAAGCCCGUGUUGCAGUCACUCUACCACAGAAUCCUGCUGUACCCACCUCCUCAGCACCGCACCGAGGCCAUCCGCAUCAUGAAGGAGAUUCUGGGGAGUCCCCAGCGGCUGUACGACCUGGCCGGUCCGUGCGUGGCUGAGCCUGAAACCAGGAAACGAUCCUUCUCAAAGAGGAAGUCCCACCUGGACCUGCUGAAACUAGUGAUGGACGGGAUGACGGAGGCCUGUAUGAAGGGAGGCAUUGAGGCGUGCUACUCUUCGGUCUCCUGUGCCUGCGCUCUGCUCGGGGCGCUGGAUGAACUGUCAAAGGGACACGGCAUCCAGUCUGAGCAGGCUCGGCUGCUCCUCAGACGACUUGACGAUCUGAAAGAAGGGACGGAGUCGACGCGUGAGUCCAUGGAGAUCAAUGAGGCGGACUUCAGGUGGCAGAGACACAUCCUGGCCUCUGAGCAGGCUCCUUGGGACCCCAACUCCUCUUCCUCCAACGUGGCCCCCACCGAGCGCAGCCCGGACAUUAGCAUCAGCAUCACCACUGAAACGGGACAAACCACCUUGGAUCUGGAGGUGGAGGAGCCCGGUGUGGGUCUGUGCCACACCACUCCUGAGGAGUGUGAGGAGGACGCACACCUGCCCUCGCCCUCGUCCUGUGGCAGCCAGGAUGGGAUCAAUCGUGAGCCGAGCCUCGGGGCGAACCAGGACUGCCAACGGGAGGAGGGAGGAGGUACAAGGGAGGUGGACGGAAGAGGAGAGAAGGAAAGAGCAGGAGGAGAGAGAGGAGCUGUGGUUCCUCCAGAUGUGGUGCAGCGGAGUCACGGCCUCGUCUACCCCGACAUCACCAACUUCCUGUCUGUGGAGUCCAGGAACAGGCCACACCACGGGACAGGCUCACGGUACAGCGAGAGCAACUUCAGUAUGGAGGAGCAGGACUUGUCGCGGACAGAGUUCGACUCGUGUGACCAGUACUCCAUGGCUGCGGAAAAAGACUCGGGCCGCUCCGACGUGUCUGACAUCGGCUCCGAUAACGUCUCGCUGGCGGACGAGGACCAGCAGACCCCCCGCGACUGCCCGGGCCACCGCUCCCUGCGCACGGCCGCCCUGUCCCUCAAACUGCUGCGCAACCAGGAGGCCGACCAGCAGAGCGCCCGGCUGUUCGUGCAGUCGCUGGCGGCGCUGCUGCCCCGGCUGCUGGGUUUGGCCACCGCCGCGGAAGUGGACACGUCUCUGCAGAACUUCUCCUCCACCUUCUGCUCCGGAUUGCAGGCUGGUGGGAUCUACUCUCCAGGUUUUGAGGCCGGGGACACUCUGAGCUGUCAGUCUCUGAUGAACGCAGACGGUCUCUACCUGGUGUCGUACUACGCCCUGCUGCUCAAUCUCAAACUCUGCUGCUGCGACUACUACAGGCGGCGAACACUCGCACCCAUCCUCAGCCUGAAGGAGUUUGUGCGUCUGAUCCAAAGCAGCGGCGUCCUCGUGGUUCUGUCUCAGUCCUGGAUCGACGAGCUCUACCACCAGGUGUUGGACCGCAACCUGCUGGGCGAGGCCGGGUACUGGGGCUCAUCAGAAGACCACGCGCUGCCUGUCAUCGUAAUGCUGACAGAUAUUGACGGUCUGGGCAGCAGUGCGAUUGGAGGUCAGCUGAUCAGGAGGGCGUCCAGCCAAUUCCCUCUGAGCUGUGACAAGGCGGGCAGCGACACAGUGAUGGCAGGAGCGGUGUUCUCCCGCUUCAUCCUCACCGGUGUGUGGAAGAACCUGAUCGAUGUGCUGUCCACGCCGCUGACGGGCCGCAUGGCAGGCAGCUCCAAGGGCCUCGCGUUCAUCCUGGGAGCCGAGGGAGUCAAAGAGCAGAGCCAGAGGGAGCGAGACACCAUCUGUCUGAGUUUAGACGGCCUACGCAAAGCUGCUGCGCUCAGCUGCGCCUUAGGUGUGGCUGCCAACUGUGCCUCAGCUUUAGCCCAGAUGGCUGCAGCCUCAUGUGUGCAGGAAGAGAAGGAGGAGAAGGAGGCGGGAGAGAUGGGAGACGCCAUCACACAAGUGAAGCAGCGUGUGGAGCAGCGUCUGGAGCAGAUGGGUCGUCCUCAGGGAGUUCUCCUCCACACGGCUCAUGUGUUGUGUAUGGACGCCAUCCUCAACGUAGGACUGGAGAUGGGCAGCCACAACCACGACUGCUGGCCUCAUGUCUUCAGAGUGACUGAAUACAUCAGUUCGUUGGAGCACACGCACUUCAGCGAUGGCUCCUCACAGCCCUCCUCUUUGACCACCAUCACCCAGCAGGCCGGCGGCGUAGACCUGGGGAUGGAGCUGAGCUGCGAGCCCAGCACCGAGGCCUCGGAGCUGGGCCUGAGCCAGCCAGUCAUCCAGCCGCUGUCCAUCCAGGAGCUGCUGAGGGAGCGGAGCAGAGGCCGAGGUCUGGACCUGAAGAGCGGGAGCCUGAUGACGGGGACCAGCGCCGCCAAGGCCGUGUGCACGCUGUCGACUCAGGCUGACCGGUUGUUUGAAGAAGCAGCUACCAAGCUGAACCUGGUCGGUCUGGUCGGAUUCUUGCAGCAACUCAGAAAAGCUUCUCAGUGUCAGCUGUUCGACUCUGUUACUGAGACUGGAGACUAUUCUCUAGCAAUGCCAGGAGAGGCCAAGUCGACGCUGGACAGACGCAGCGCUCUGCAUCUCUUCCGUCUGGGCGAGGGCAUGCUGAGGAUCGUGAGGAACAAGAACCGCCCCGUGCUGCACAUGAUGAGGGCCUGGAGCGUGGUGGCCCCGCAUCUGGUGGAGGCGGCCUGUCACAAAGAGCGCCACGUGUCCCAGAAGGCCGUUUCCUUCAUCCACGAUGUUCUGACGGAGGUGCUGACGAGCUGGGCGGAGCUUCCACUCUUCCACUUCAACGAGGCGCUGUUCAGGCCCUUCGAGCACAUCAUGCAGCUGGAGCUGUGUGACGAGGACGUACAGGACCAGGUGAUAACAUCAAUAGGCGAGCUGGUGGAGAUGUGUUCUCCUCAGAUCCUGUCUGGGUGGAGGCCUCUGUUCAGCGCUCUGAGGACCGUCCACAGCAGCAAGACCGACACCAAAGACUACCUGCUGGGAGAAUACUCCAUGGGGAAGUCCCAGGCUCCAGUGUUCGAUGUCUUUGAGGCUUUCAUCAACACUGACAACAUCCAAGUAUUUGCCAACGCUGCCACCGACUACAUCAUGUGUCUCAUGAAGUUCGUCAAAGGCUUAGGGGAGGUGGACUAUAAGGAGAUUGGAGACUGUGUCCACGUGUCGGGUUACAGCUCCACGGACCUCUGCCUGCCUGCGCUCGACUACCUCCGCAGAUGUUCGCAGCUCCUGGCAAAGAUCUACAAGAUGCAGUCCAAGCCGGUGUUCUUGGGGGCGCGGCUCGCCAGCCUGCCGAUGAGAUCACAGGAACGCUCGAUCAGCACCGAGGACGGGAUGGACUGUGUCCUGCAGGAGUUUGAUGAUGAGACAGGUCUGAUCCAGGUGUGGAUUCUGUUACUGGAGCAGCUCACAGCAGCCGUGUCCAACUGUCCUCGCCAACACCAGCCGCCAACCCUGGAGCUGCUCUUCAAUCUGCUCAGAGAGGUCUCCACUGUGCCAGGUCCGGGGUUCGCCAUCUUCUCCGUCAUCCAGUUACUGCUUCCUGUGAUGUCACUGUGGCUGCAGCGUAGCCAUGGCGACCACUCCUACUGGGAUGUGGCGGCUUCAAACUUCAAACACGCCAUCGGCCUGUGCUGCGAGCUGGUGGUGGAGCACGUCAACAGCUUCAUACACUCUGAUAUUGGUUACGAGUCUCUGAUCAACCUGAUGCUGAAGGAUCUGUUCAAGCUUCUGGUGGCUUGUGUGUCUGAGCCUGCAGAGACCAUCUCCAGAGUGGGCUGCUCCUGCAUCAGGUAUAUUCUGGUCACUGUGGGUCCAGUGUUCACAGAAGAGAUGUGGAGGUUGGCCUGCUGUGCUCUGCAGGACGCUUUCUCUGCUACGUUAGAGCCUGUGAAGAACCUUCUGGCCUGUUUUCAUAGCGGCUCAGACAGUUUCUCUGGAGACGCCUGCGAGGUGAAGGUGGCGGCGCCGUCCCACUCGCCUGCAGCUGAGGCGGAGUACUGGAGGAUCAGAGCGAUGGCUCAGCAGGUCUUUAUGUUGGACACCCAGUGCUCUCCGAAGACGCCCAACAACAAGGAGGGCUUUGAGCACGCUCAGUCCUGCGUCCUCAUCAUCGAGCUGCCGGCUGACCAGCAGUCCAACGGACACACCCAGAAGAGGAUCCCGUUCCGCACCAUCGUGGUGAGCCUGUUGUCCCACCAGGUUCUGCUCCAGAACCUCUCCGACAUCCUGCUGGAGGAGUUCGUCAAGCAGCCCGAAGCAGACGAAAAGGUCACGGCUGUGACCUCUGACACCAGCCGGGCCGCGGCCGGCUUCCUGCGCUACAUCUCCAUGACUAACUUAGCCAUUAUCCUGGAUCUGCUGCUGGACUCUUACAGGACAGCGCGGGACUUUGACACUCGGCCAGGUCUGAAAUACUUGCUGAUGAAGGUGUCGGGUGUCUGUGGAGCGGCUAAUCUUUACCGCCAGUCUGCCAUGAGCUUCAACCUGUACUUCCAGGCCCUGCUGUGCGCCACGCUGAGCCAAGCCGACAGCAUGACGGCCCAGCAGGUGAAGAGGAUGCUGUACGAGGAAGAGGAGGGGAGCUCUGACUCUUCUCACCCCGGCUCUGCCUCCUCAGAGGACGAAGACAUAUUUGAAGAAACGGCACAGGUCAGCCCCCCUCGCGGCCGGGAUAAACGGCAUCACUGGCGAGCCCCCAUCCCGUCUCUCAGCGUGCAGCCGCUGAGCAGCGCAGACUGGGCGUGGCUGGUCAAACGCCUCUCCAAACUGUGCAUGGACCUGUGCAACAGCUACAUCCAAAUGCACCGCGACCUGGAGAGCAUGCUGGAGGAGAUGGCGCUGCUGAGAGGAGGAGCAGGAGGAGGAGGAGAUCACGUCUUCUUCCUGCCUCUCUUCCAGUCGGAGACGUCCACCCCAACAUCGGCAGGCGGGCUGUCAGUGAGGGAGACGCCAUCAGAGGAAGGAGGCUCCAGAUGUCAGGCAGCGGACAGCGCAGCACCUCCAGGGGACACGCCCACACCCAGCCCAGGAUUGAGCUGCACAGGCAGUCUGCCCCUCAACUUCCCGACCGGAGGUGAGAGGAGGGACUCCGGCUUCACAGGAAGCUCUGUGGGAGGAGCUCCUGGCAGCGCUGGACUGGGAAGGAGAAAGGAAUGGUGGGAAACCGCCGGGAACAAACUGUACACCAUCGCCACGGACAAAACCAUCAGCAAGCUGAUGAUGGAGUACAAACGCAGGAAACAGCAGCAGCAGCCGCAGCAAACCAACGUCAACCUGUUCAUGAAGGAGCAGGGCCGGGCGGCGGGAGGAGGAGGAGGCGUAGGGGAGAGGAAGGGCCCUUUGGAGCCACAGAGGCCCCCACAGAGGCCCCAACAUCUGGUGGACCAGCAGGGCCCCCCCUUGAGGCACUCAGUCAGUGCAGGGCCUGAGGUUCUGAGGCAGGAGAAGAGACCACGAUCUGGAUCCACCAUCAGCUCCCACAGCAUCACCCUGAGGGACUCUGAGGCGCAGAUCCAGGCCUGGACCAACAUGGUGCUGACUCUCCUCAAUCAGGUCCUCCUCCUGUCAGACUCCUCGUUCCUGGCGCUCCAGCCGGUGCUCUACCCCUGCCUCAGCCAGCUUUCCUGUCACGUGACCGACGCCCGCGUCCGCCAGGCACUGCGCGAGUGGCUGAGCCGCGUCGGCAGACUCUACGACAUCUUCGUGUGACAUUGCAGCGAAGACGAGCAGAAGCACCGAGCGAAGAACGCAGUCUGUCGGUCAGUGAAGGACGGGAACAGAUGACUUUAUGUAAUGAUGUCACGACGUCACGAUGUGACAGAGAGUGAUAACUGGCGUGUAGUCUCUGAUGUCAUCGUAAUGGAUCUGCUGCAACUUUUGAAGAGCGUCGGCGAACAUCAUGUGACAUUAAGCUGGAGGAUUUGAUUGGCUGAUGAAGGAUGUGGCGUGUGAUUCUUUGUGUAUAAUGUGACGGUUCUGCCUCUUGUUUUUCUGCACACACACACACACACACACACACACACACACACACACACACACACACACUCAAAGCUUUUAAAUAUGAUUUUGAAACAGUGAUUUGCAGAACAUCUCAUCCUCUCAUGAGUCACGAUGAGCUUCCUCUCAGGUGAGGGCUUCACGUGCAUCGACUUAUCAUUUGAUGAUUUACUUUCAUACUUUUCCUUUGACUUCGUCGACACCCGUGGAGUUUAGCAACAGCCGUAUUUAUAUUAGCAUUGCUCAGCUUCUGAGGUCGAUAACAUGCAGUUUGAUUCUUCCAGCUGUUUAUUCUAAUGUUUCAACAUCUGCGUGUGUUGUGGCGUCCACACUCUGGAUAAGUGCUUACGUGCGAGUCCUCGUAGAGCAUGAAUUAAAUUAGGUCGCCGUGUUUAAGGUUGAAAAAGCAAAAAUACUGUUAUAUUUAUUUAUUUAUUUUAUUCAGUGAAUCCACUUUAUAUCCGGAGACGUGUUGUUCGUUUGAUCUGAUUGUAUUUGAAUGUUUGUCGCCGCCAUUUUCAAUAUCAGCUUUAAUCAGCAAACAGUCUGUGCAUUCUAACGGCGGUGAGAUAUAACAAGUUAUUUCUGCUGCUUCUGUGUGAACGUGUAUUUAUGGAAGUGCUUCAUUAUUUAACGGGUCAUUCAGCAUUUUCUAUUUACUUGUUUGUGUACGUGUUCCCUCUUGGUUAGUGCUCGCUGAUGAUCCAGAGGCUGCCGGUGCUUCAGUCUUUAUAUCAGCGCGUGGCGUUACAUCGGAUUCAACUUCAAGAAACGCAUCAUGUGCUCACAACAACGUCAUCCAUUGUCCAUCCUCACUCCCCAAGUACACACCUUCCUUUGUCAUCCGACACCAAAAUACAACUUCCACACAUUUAAAAUGUAAAAGCUCAACGUGUUCUGACAAACACAAAGAUAUUAUAUUUAUGAUUAACAACGUUGUGAGAUGGAGAAGCCAGAGAAGAUUUGAUACUUGUCACCUGCUGACACGUGAUGGAUAUAUUCUCAGAGGGUGACCUCCUGACCUUUAACUUUAACACCAUCAGACCAGAACGUGACCUUACUCAACGUGAUCUCGUGCUACCACUUUGUUAGCUUAUAUAUAUUUAAAGUAUUCUACACACACUAAUGUUUGGAUCAAAGAAAACAAAGUGCAUCAAACGCUGACUGUGUAACGACCCAGAGAUAACGUUACGUCCUGUGACCAGCAGCAUCUGUACGCACUGGUUCAUGCUACUGUGCUUUUGAGAAGUGAUUAUGACGACAUGAACGAAAGAAGAGUUGAACUCUAACUUCAGCAGCUCGGACCAUAACGAGGGAGGGAGGGAGGGGGGGUCAUCUGACGCUCCUAAGAAGAUUUACUCUUCUUUUUUUAACCCAGUUUGUCAACAUCUGAGGGUUUGUGCCUUUGGUUUGCACUCAUUGCUCUCCGGCUCCCUCACUUCCUCUGCACUGUCUCAUGUGUUCAUCUUUGCCAGCUGUCUCUCAGGAUAUAAAGUGAAAACAACAUGACUCUGCAGAAAUCUCCAGAGCGCUUGUGCCAUUUCACAGCAUUACACACUGAAGGAGAGAAGAGAUGUAGGUCAGAUGGAGCCAGAACGGCAACAAAGUGUGUCUGUGGCACAGAAUCAGUCUUUCAGUUCAGUCUUCAGCUUCGUUACGAGAGAUACAAAUCUGAAUCUGGGCAACGUGGGAAACCCCAUGACUGAACAAUCAAGCACAUGUUCCAGCUACACCUGUGUUCGAGACGCUGAUUCUUCUGAUUCUUCUUAAAAUAAAAGUUAUAAAUCGUAACCCCGGCUACUUCUGUUGAGCCCCUAGUGGCCAGCAGAGGAACAUCGUGUCACAUAUGGACGCCUGGCCAGGACGUCGUCACUAUGUUCUUUCCUUUCCCACCUGAACCUGCAGACUGGCUGCCACACAGAAGUAAUCCCAUAAUCUUUGCCCACUCGUUCCUACUUCUUCUCUAAAUGUAUUUUGCACAUGUGCUCCAAACAGCUUUAGUAUGUCUCGCCUCUGCCGUCUCUCAGCCCCUCCCAGUGUCCCUGACCCGUCCUCGUUUGUCCUUAUUGCUGUUUGAGUGAGCAGCGAGGGGACAGAUGUUGUGGGCCGGCAGUGUGAUCAGCAGCAGUGAAGAGGAGGAUUGAGUUGGUGUUAAGUCCGUGCCAGCGUUUCCCUCUAAAACAAAGCGACUAAUGUGUCUGUGUCCUGCAGCCGUCUGUGAUUCACUGAUGAUGAACCUGCUGCCACUCCCUCAGAUACACUUUGCGUGUCUUGUGUUGCACUUUGUGUUUCACUACGAAUGUGCAUUUGACAUGAAGCUCAGAGAUUAAGAUUGAAUCCUGAAUGUAGGAGUUGUGACCGAAGAUCUUCACAAACUUCAUCCGCACUCUAAACAGAUGUGAUGCACUGGGGUAUAGUUUAAUACCGACGAGCUCCAAAUCCUUUCAUUGUCAUGUGUUCCAUUAACAGAAAGUCUUUGCAGGAUGUUAAGCUCUCAUUGCUUUCUGAUUCGCCAAAGUAAAAGCUCAACUUCUGUCCUUGUGCUGGGAAAACUAAUCGCAUUUCUUCUAAUAAUUUACAGUAAAAUCAUCAACAGUUUAGUGUUUUAUUGUGCGGUCGAGGGAUUAUUGUGAACAGAUUGACGGCAGUGACGUGGUACACUUGCUGUGCU
This is a messenger RNA of Cottoperca gobio, 9998 nucleotides long. It is a transcript of the gene arfgef3, whose product is annotated as ARFGEF family member 3. Bases 185 to 7039 code for a protein of 2284 amino acids. The record is from RefSeq and is a predicted model, not a curated record. Gene Ontology annotation, molecular function: guanyl-nucleotide exchange factor activity. The transcript has 40 exons. Lineage: Eukaryota; Metazoa; Chordata; Actinopteri; Perciformes; Bovichtidae. Gene Ontology annotation, biological process: regulation of ARF protein signal transduction.